This is a messenger RNA of Esox lucius (northern pike), 1047 nucleotides long. It is a transcript of the gene emg1, whose product is annotated as EMG1 N1-specific pseudouridine methyltransferase. The record is from RefSeq and is a predicted model, not a curated record. The coding region runs from base 42 to 758 and encodes 238 amino acids. The transcript is spliced from 5 exons. Gene Ontology annotation, cellular component: small-subunit processome; nucleolus. NCBI's taxonomy places the organism in Eukaryota, Metazoa, Chordata, Actinopteri, Esociformes, Esocidae. Gene Ontology annotation, molecular function: rRNA (pseudouridine) methyltransferase activity; rRNA binding. Gene Ontology annotation, biological process: rRNA base methylation.
UCAGUGAUGCGUAAUUUCCGCGACUGCUACUUAGAAGCAACAUGGCUGGCCAAGGAUGUGAAAAGCGUGGUCUUGAGCAUUUAGACGAAUAUGAACCAAAACAAGCAAAACAUAUGCGUAGCCUUCACGAUCGCAUGGCAGAGAGGCGACUAGUCGUUAUUUUAGAGGGGGCAACGCUGGAAACAGUUAAGGUUGGCAAGACAUUUGAGCUGUUGAACUGCGACCAGCACAAGGGUAUGAUCAUCAAAAGUGGACGAGACCCUGGAAAGAUUCGUCCUGACAUUACGCAUCAGUGUUUGUUGAUGCUGAUGGACAGUCCAUUGAAUAGAGCAGGUCUCCUGCAGGUGUAUAUCCACACUGAGAGGAAUGCCUUAGUAGAGAUCAACCCACAGACACGCAUACCCCGAACCUUCAACCGCUUUUGUGGCCUCAUGGUCCAGCUCCUGCACAAGCUCAGUGUGAGGGCUUCUGACAGUUCCCAGCGCCUGCUAAAGCUCAUCAAGAACCCUGUGUCGGACCACCUGCCCCCCGGUUGCCCCCGCUUCUGUACCUCCUUCUCAGCUGGGGAGGCGGUUAAUGCCCGCACCGUGGUGCCUGAGGAGGGACCAGCGACCGUUGUGGUCGGCGCAUUCGCACACGGAGCGGUGAAUGUGGACUAUACUGAGAAAACCGUGUCCAUUAGUAAUUACCCUCUCUCUGCUGCCCUGACCUGUGCAAAGAUGUGCUCUGCCUUUGAGGAGGUCUGGGGUGUGCUGUGAAGAGGUUGACGGCACACUGCUUCGACGGCUGUUAAUAUGGACAUGUUUCUGAAUUCAGCAAUGACCUCCUGUGGACUGUGGAUUUGUACACUACUAUGAGUGUAUGUACUGUGUGCCCAGCAUGGUGUUUUUACUAUGGCAGUGAUACAAUAUUAAAUGAAUCCUGUUCUGAAGACACCACCUGCAAGAACUUGGGACCAAGUAUUUUCUUCAUUAUUAAGAAAUAUGUUUUAUAAGUGUACCAUUUUUCUGUGAUUAUGCAGUGGAAAUAAACUGUAUAUUGUCAUUA